AUGGCUUCCAGGAAGGCAUCCAUGGCUUGUAGUGGAGGCAUGUUGAUGAGUGCCUUUUUCUGGUCUGUGGCCAUAAUCUAUCUGACUCAGAUAGGGGGAGUGAAAGGAGACUGCUGGCUUAUUGAAGGGGAAAAGGGCUUUGUGUGGCUGGCUAUUUGCAGCCAAAACCAGCCACCUUAUGAAGCCAUCCCCCAACAUAUCAACAGUACCAUUGUGGACCUUCGUUUGAAUGAAAAUAAGAUCAAAAGUAUCCACUACUCUGCCCUUAGUCGCUUUGCCAACCUUACAUACCUGAACCUGACAAAGAAUGAGAUUAGCUAUAUAGAGGAUGGGGCAUUUUCAGCCCAGUUCAACUUACAGGUACUCCAGCUGGGUUUCAAUAAGCUGCGCAACCUAACAGAAGGGAUUCUCAGGGGGUUGGGAAAGCUGCAGUACCUCUACCUCCAAGCCAACCUAAUUGAGACUGUGACACCCAAUGCCUUUUGGGAGUGCCCAAACUUAGAAAACAUAGACCUUUCUAUGAAUCGCAUUCAGGUGCUAGAUGGGUCCACCUUUACCACCCUGACCAAGCUGACCACCUGUGAGCUCUACACCAACCCCUUCAACUGCUCUUGUGAGUUGCUAGGGUUUGUCAAGUGGCUGUCGGUCUUCCCCAACAGAACAAACGAACGGAUGGUGUGCGAUUCACCCGCGGGAGUUUCUGGUUACAGUCUUUUAAGCCAGAAUCCAAACAAUCCAACUCAACGCAAUGCACUACAUAUGCUGUCCACUGUGUGCACGGAGGACUAUGUGACUCCGUAUAUCCCUGUGCCUCCUGAGACCACAACUUUCCUUCCAGAUGUUACCCCUUGUGAGCUGGAGGACUGUCCCUCUGGGAGUGAGCCAGAGGAGAUCAGUAUUCGCCCUACAUUUCCAGACUUGGAUGUUGGCCCGGUUAUAAGUCUGAAGCAGGUCUCACAAACAAAUGCAGUCAUUACUGUUCAGAUUCCUCAUCCCUAUGACAAAAUGUACAUCCUUGUUCUGUAUAACAACAGCUUUUUCACAGACAUUCAGAACCUGAAACGACAAAGAGAAGAAAUUGAACUUAAAAACCUGUUACCUCGUACUGAAUAUACAUACUGUGUGGCUUCCAUACGCAAUUCUUUGCGUUAUAACCAUACGUGUCUGACAUUAUCAACGAAUCCCAGAAUGGGAAGAGUAAGAGAGGCUAAUAAUGCAACCGCCACUCACUACAUAAUGACUAUUCUAGGUUGCCUUUUCAGCAUGGUAAUUGUUUUAGGAAUGGUCUACUAUUGCUUACGAAAGAAAAGGCACCAAGAUGAAAAGCACAAAAGGACAAGCAGUAUGAAGAAGAACAUAAUUGAGCUCAAAUAUGGUGGUGAACUUGAGGGAGGAACUAUAUCCAGGGCCUCUCAAAAGCAACUGAUGGCCGGAGAGAGUAUGGCUCGCAUGCCAUAUUUACCCUCUGGGAGUGAGAUGGAUCAAUACAAGAUUCAGGAUAUAAGUGACACACCAAAAAUGGCAAAGGGCAACUACAUGGAGGUGAGAACAGGGGAACAUCCAGACCGUAGAGAGUGUGAGAUGUCUAUGCCAAGCAAUAGCCAAGGCUCUGUUGCUGAGAUCUCAACAAUUGCGAAAGAGGUAGACAAAGUGAAUCAGAUCAUAAACAACUGCAUCGAUGCCUUGAAGUCAGAGUCAACAUCUUUUCAAGGAGUUAAAUCUGGAGCUGUUUCAACAGCGGAACCCCAGUUAGUGUUGAUCUCGGAGCAGCCCCAGAGCAAGUCAGGCUUUCUGUCUCCUGGCUAUAAUGAUAGCUAUCACCACUCUUUACAGAGACACCACUCCUCUAAUGCCUCUCCAAAGCGACCCAGCACGGCCACAGGUGGUCCAAUGCGGAGUCCAAGACCUUACCGUUCUGAGUCUAAGUACAUCGAGAAGACUUCACCUAAAGGAGAGACUAUCAUGACCAUUACCCCAGCUGCCGCAAUAUUAAGAGCAGAAGCUGAAAAGAUCCGUCAGUACAGUGAGCAUCGUCACUCUUACCCCGAUGCCCAAAUUGAAGAGCUGGAAGGACCGGACAAUCGCAAAACGUCCAUCUUGGAGCCCCUGACACGGCCCAGGCCUAGAGACUUGGCUUACUCUCAGCUUUCUUCCCAGUACCACAACCUGAGCUAUUCCUCCAGCCCUGAGUAUUACUGCAAACCAACGCAUAGCAUCUGGGAGCGUUUCAAACUUCACCGUAAACGUCACAAAGAUGAGGAAUACAUGGCAGCGGGUCAUGCCCUGCGUAAAAAAGUGCAGUUUGCAAAGGAUGAGGACUUGCAUGACAUUCUAGAUUACUGGAAAGGUGUGUCAGCCCAAAAUAAAUCUUAAUCUACUUCAUUAUUUCCUAAGGCCUUGCUUUUUUAGCUAAAUGAAGGUCACAACUGAGGUAACAAUAUGAUUGAUAGCCUUCUUGGAUUAAAGGGGGGUUGGGAAUAGAGUUGUAGGUUUGUGAAUUUACCCAAAUUAAAGGACGUUAACACAUGAGACCAAGGACACAGGGAAAAUUUCAAAAUAUAUAUCUUGAAG
Molecule: messenger RNA, 2571 nt
Organism: Trichomycterus rosablanca
Lineage: Eukaryota; Metazoa; Chordata; Actinopteri; Siluriformes; Trichomycteridae
Gene: elfn1a
Product: extracellular leucine-rich repeat and fibronectin type III domain containing 1a
Exons: 1
Coding region: 1-2373 (790 amino acids)
Cellular component (GO): plasma membrane
Molecular function (GO): protein binding
Source: RefSeq, a predicted model, not a curated record